Messenger RNA from Pochonia chlamydosporia 170, 546 nucleotides. RefSeq lists its product as hypothetical. Lineage: Eukaryota; Fungi; Ascomycota; Sordariomycetes; Hypocreales; Clavicipitaceae. Bases 1 to 546 code for a protein of 181 amino acids. The transcript has 3 exons. The record is from RefSeq and is a predicted model, not a curated record.
AUGGACGAAUCCUCCUCCGCGAUCCACACCCUCGUACACAUCCUCAAGUCCAUCUACUCACUCAACUGGACGCGCUACCUCUCCUACAUAGCCGCCACGCUCGCCCUCCCCCUCCGCAUAGCAUGGAUCCCACUCUCCUACGUCUUCGCCAUCCUAAAAGCCAUAUUCGCCCCGGCCGGCUACAUCCUCUCCUACCUAGGCGGAUGGGUAGCCGCCAUUGCCAACUUCCUCGUCAGCCUAGAGCCACUAUACACAUUCUUUAGCGUAGCCGCGUUCAUAGGCAUCCUCGCCGGUAUAAUCAUGGCUGUUGCGUCCGCCAUACUAACCACCUAUUUCAACAUGCAAGACGAGCCUGAGGAUACGACGCAGCAGGAGCGUGAGGCACUCACGUACAAGAAGCAGAUGUAUCUACAGCAGCAGUACCUGAGGCGGGAUCCGCAGGGGCUGGAGCCGGAUUGGCAUUGGGCGGAUACGUCGCCGAGGUAUAGGCGUGUUUCGGGGCUGCAGGCGGAGACUAUUCUUGAGGAGGAUGAUUCUGAGGAGUGA